Molecule: messenger RNA, 1095 nt
Organism: Fusarium sp. VM40
Lineage: Eukaryota; Fungi; Ascomycota; Sordariomycetes; Hypocreales; Nectriaceae
Source: the annotation of a GenBank genome assembly
AUGGGGAAGCAUAGCAUUCUUAUAACUAGUUUGUCUAAGACCAAGCCACUGAAGCUCCUUCAUUUCACCCAGUGCCAGAUAGCUACACUUGUUAUUUUAUACUAUUUUUUUCAGUUUUAUAGCACGGCUAUCCAAUACUGGCUAGAGGUGGUGACUUUGUACAGCAAAUCGCUAGGAACCCUUGAUGUGUUUACAAAUGCCAGAUUCAAGGGUAAUCAGGUGGCCAUUGUCGAAUUUGGCGACACACCUCUCUCGCCAGUGCAGAUGCAUAUGAUUGCGCAGGAAUUCAACUUCUCCGAGACAGUCCUUCUUCAUCAAAAUAACGAUGGGGAGAUUGUCGUCAAGAUCUAUACUCCGCAGAAUGAAAUGGACUUUGCUGGGCAUCCUGUCAUCGGUACCGGCCAUGCUAUAUUUGGACGUCUUCUGCCAAGCCUCAAGGAUAAGAAGGCAUCUCUCACUACGCAUAUUCUGACCAAUGCCGGGCCCGUUGAGCUGAAUUAUGACCCGACAACAGGGUUUGUGACGGCAGAGGUGCCUCACAACAUCCGUAUCCAUCACCACCCGACCACUCUACAGCAGCUUCUUGAGACGCAAGCGGGCUUGAAAAGUCAUUUAUCGACAAUGCAGCCUAGCUUCCCAGCGAUAUCCAUCGUCAAAGGUGUCACCUACACACUGGCCGACCUUUCCAGCCACCCCGAGAUAUUCAUGUGUUUGAAACCUGGACCCAGCCAGACUACCAAACUGGAUGACGGCUGGUCUCCUUCAUUUACCGGGACCAUGUACUAUAUCAAGUCGAGUCCGUACAAAGAGGACGAUAUCAUAGUGCAAAGAUUGCGAGUUCGGAUGAUUGCGAUCAACCUCGAAGAUCCAGCAUGUGGCAGUGGUUCAUGCGCGUUAAGUGUUUAUCUUGCACUGCAGCAAGGUGGAUCUGGGGCAAAGUUCAGGUUUCUCAUUGAGCAAGGGAAGGAAAUUGGAAGGGACAGCAGCAUUAAGGUUGAUGUUAUCUUGAAUGACCAGGGUACUGGUGUAGCACAUAUCUUUCUCGCAGGUCAGGCGACGCCAGUAAUGGAGGGCACUCUAUUACUGCCCAACUGA